Molecule: messenger RNA, 828 nt
Organism: Huiozyma naganishii CBS 8797
Lineage: Eukaryota; Fungi; Ascomycota; Saccharomycetes; Saccharomycetales; Saccharomycetaceae
Gene: SBP1
Product: Sbp1p
Exons: 1
Coding region: 1-828 (275 amino acids)
Cellular component (GO): nucleus; ribonucleoprotein complex; cytoplasm
Molecular function (GO): mRNA binding
Source: RefSeq, a predicted model, not a curated record
AUGUCUACUGAAGAACAGAACCAGCAGGAAGUUGCCAUUGAGGUGGUGGAGACCGUCCAAGAGAAGCCAUCUUACGACCCAAAGACCACUGUGUUUGUCGGGAACGUUGCCCACGAGGCAACUGCCGAUGAAUUGGUCGCCGUUUUCAUCAAGGAAUUCGGGACCGUCGAUGUUGAGAUUCCAGAGAAGAAGAGAGGUGACCUUCGUAACAGAUCCUACGCGCCUGCCAGCAAGCACGCGUUCGUUAUCUUCCCACAGGAGAUCGACUUCGACCAGAUCAAGGAGAAGUACGACUUGACUGAGAUCGACGGCAGAGAGAUCCACAUCAAGAAGGUGAAGAGUAACGAAGAGCUUCGUGAGAACUUCCAGAAGAGAAACCAGAGGUUCAACGCUCGUGGUGGGGCCCGUGGUGGUGCUAGAGGUGGCCGUGGUGGCAGACGUGGUGGCAGAGAGAGAGUCCCAUUGGAACAAAUGGAAAGAUCCAAGGACACCCUGUACGUCAACAACAUCCCAUUCACUGCUACGAAGCCAGAGUUGGCCGAAUUCUUCGGUGUUGCCGUCGAAAACGUCGCGUUGCCAAUGAAGAAGUUGAGAGACUUCGAAACGAGAACUUUCGUCGAAUCCGAGGACUUGAACAGAGGUAUUGCCUUCAUCACCUUCGCUGACACCGAUAUCGCAGCCAAGGCCGGUGACUUCAACGGUACCUCCUUCCAGGAGAGACCAUUGACCGUCGACAUCGCUGUCGUCAAGCCAGAACCGGUCGAAGCUCCUCACACGGAAGAAGCUGCCCCUGCCGCUGCCGCCCCAGAAACCUCAACUGACGCUUGA